GGGAGCAUGAAAACAAACCAGAGGCUAAAGAGGGAUAAAGAUAAUGGAUGUUCGUUCACUCUCAAACGCCACCUCCACCACUUCCUCCGCCGUCUUCGCGCCACCUCGCCGUCGUCACCACCAUUCUCACCCUUCUUCCGCCCUAAUUGUUUUCUCAUUGAAGCGUCCGCCUCCGCCGCCGCCGCCGUCUCGUUCCGAUUCAGACGAUUCCUCCGGCUCAACCACCUCAAUCUCUGGCCGAAUUCGUCGCCCACAAAUCCUAAAAACCUCUUCCUCCCCUAAACGCACCACCUCUAAAGUUCCGUCUAAUCCUCUCAAGAAUCUGGUCGGCUCUGCCAAUGCUCCCGUUCUUCCUUUGCCACCGCCGCCUCCUGUUUCCCACUCGCUCGCCGACAAGCUCUGGCUUUCCAGUAAGCUCUCUCCACCGCCUCCUCCGAUCACCGAGAUGCCAGAGGAAGAUGAAAGCGAAAACGAAGAAAUUGAAACCGAGGAUUCUUCGAGUGAGGGGCGGAGAGAAGUUCAAUUCCGCCAAGAGGGUAAGAUUUUUGUUGGGAACUUGCCUAAUUGGAUAAAGAAGCAUGAGGUUCAACAGUUUUUUCGGCAGUUUGGUCCUGUCAACAAUGUGAUAUUGAUUAAGGGCCACGAUACUACGAAAAGAAAUGCCGGAUACGGAUUCGUCAUAUAUGAUGGGUCGACUGCAGCUAAGUCGGCCAUGAAAGCCGUUGAGUUUGAUGGAGUGGAGUUUCACGGAAGGGUUUUGACUGUGAAAUUGGAUGAUGGAAGGAGGUUAAAGGAGAAGGCGUAUGAGAGGGCGAAAUGGAUGGAGGGAGAUGACAGUGUGGAGUUUCGUUCACAAUGGCAUGAAGAGAGGGAUAAAGCACGGAAGAGCUUUCGCAUGGUUAUUGAGACAGAGCCGGAGGAUUGGCAGGCGGUUGUCUCAGCCUUCGAGAGGAUUAAAAAGCCUUCUAGGAAGGAGUACAGUUUGAUGGUGAACUACUAUGCAAGAAGAGGUGAUAUGCAUCGUGCACGUGAAACAUUUGAAAAGAUGCGGGCUAGAGGAAUAGAACCCACGACUCAUGUCUACACAAACCUUAUACAUGCUUAUGCAGUGGGUAGAGAUAUGGAAGAAGCAUUAUCUUGUGUCAGAAAAAUGAAAGAGGAAGGCAUAGAAAUGAGUUUGGUAACUUACAGCAUUCUUGUGGGUGGAUUUGCCAAAAUGGGAAAUGCAGAAGCUGCAGAUCACUGGUUUCAGGAGGCGAAAGAGAAACACACGUUGAAUGCCAUCAUUUAUGGGAAUAUUAUAUAUGCUUACUGUCAAAUAUGCAAUAUGGAUAGAGCGGAAGCUUUGGUGAGGCAAAUGGAAGAAGAAGGCAUAGAUGCUCCAAUUGACAUAUAUCACACCAUGAUGGAUGGUUAUACAAUGGUUGGAGAUGAGGAGAAAUGUCUGCUUGUGUUCGAGAGAUUUAAGGAAUGUGGUUUGAAUCCUUCUGUCAUUACAUAUGGGUGUCUUAUUAAUCUUUACACAAAGCUCGGGAAAGUUUCUAAAGCUCUGGAAGUUAGCAAAGAAAUGGAGCAUGCUGGCAUAAAACACAACAUGAAGACCUACUCCAUGUUGAUCAAUGGGUUCUUGAAGUUGAAAGAUUGGGCUAAUGCUUUCGCUAUUUUUGAGGAUUUGAUCAAAGACGGUAUUAAGCCUGAUGUAGUACUCUAUAAUAAUAUCAUCACAGCAUUCUGUGGGAUGGGGAAGAUGGAUCGUGCUGUUUGUACUGUCAAGGAAAUGCAAAAACAAAGGCAUAGGCCCACAACUCGAACAUUUAUGCCCAUCAUACAUGGUUUUGCUAGGCAAGGGGACAUGAGGAAAGCGCUAGAUGUAUUCGAUAUGAUGCGGAUGUCUGGAUGCAUUCCAACGGUGCACACUUACAAUGCUCUGAUUCUUGGUCUAGUUGAGAAGCGUAAGAUGGACAAGGCUGUAGAAAUACUUGACGAGAUGACGUUGGCUGGCGUAAGUCCAAAUGAACACACAUACACAACCAUCAUGCAUGGUUAUGCUUCUUUGGGGGAUACCGGAAAAGCGUUCGCUUACUUCACUAAACUGAGGGAUGAGGGUCUGAAGCUUGAUGUUUAUACAUAUGAAGCAUUGCUUAAAGCAUGCUGCAAAUCAGGGAGGAUGCAGAGCGCAUUGGCAGUCACCAAGGAAAUGAGUGCUCAAAAUAUCCCAAGAAACACCUUUAUUUAUAACAUUUUAAUUGAUGGAUGGGCUCGACGUGGCGAUGUUUGGGAGGCGGCUGAUCUAAUACAACAAAUGAAAAAAGAAGGGGUUCAACCUGACAUUCAUACCUACACAUCCUUCAUAAAUGCUUGCUCCAAGGCUGGAGAUAUGCAGAGAGCAACAAAAACAAUUGUAGAAAUGAAAUCAGCAGGAGUGAAGCCUAACGUUAAGACGUAUACUACGCUAAUUCACGGUUGGGCCCGUGCUUCUUUACCCGAGAAGGCAUUGUCAUGCUUUGCAGAGAUGAAGAUAUCCGGGUUGAAGCCAGACAAAGCUGUUUACCAUUGUCUAAUGACGUCAUUACUCUCGAGGGCUACCGUUGCAGAAGGAAGCAUAUAUCCCGGCAUUCUCUCCAUCUGCAAAGAGAUGGUCGAUUCGGGAUUAACCGUGGAUAUGGGGACAGCAGUUCACUGGUCCAAGUGCUUGCGCAAAAUCGAGAGAACAGGUGGGGAGAUAACUGAAGCCUUGCAGAAGACCUUCCCUCCCAAUUGGAACUCAUAUAACAAUGUCCACAUGAGCUCCAGCCUAGACUCGGACGACGAAUCUGGUAUAAGUGACGAUGAGGACGAAGACGAUGAUAUAUGUCAAGAGGAAGUAUCCAACGCUCGGGACGACGAUGUAGUUGGUAGAUCAUGGUUUUGAGUACACAAAAGCAUAGAAACAAGCCUUUUAAGCAUGCAAACAGAAUCUCACUGCUAAAAUGAAUGAACGGACGAGAUCGAUUUGGAAGUCGAAGUCGAUGUGACACUGCCAAAUUUAAAAUAUAACAGCAGAUGAUAGUGAAGGAUUCUUGUGGUUCCACCAAACAGCACAGCAUAGCCAAGAUUCUUCCAUGUUCUUCCCACCACUGCCUCAUCUCUAUCAAAGAAUGUGAUGGAUUUGAAUCUUUUCCCUAAUUUUGCAACUUGUUUUGAAUGAUUGUGUGAAGAAAAUGGACAAAAGGAAUAUAAUGGUUUAAGUAUCAUUAUCAGUUGGAUUAGUUGAAUGAAUGAAUGAAGCUCCAUGGCUAUGGAGGGUCAAUGAAGAACACUUGCAGCCAUGGAAAUAUUUUAUUGUUAUUAUGAUUUGAUGAAUUAUGUGGAUGAGUAUUAUUAUAAUCAAGGGAGACAAACCAGCUCAUUUAGGUA
Molecule: messenger RNA, 3396 nt
Organism: Cucurbita pepo subsp. pepo (vegetable marrow)
Lineage: Eukaryota; Viridiplantae; Streptophyta; Magnoliopsida; Cucurbitales; Cucurbitaceae
Product: pentatricopeptide (PPR) repeat-containing protein
Molecular function (GO): protein binding; RNA binding
Source: RefSeq, a predicted model, not a curated record